UCCGCCCAUUUGCAGACGUCACAGCAGAAGUGUGACAAAUGGCUACGGCAUCUGCGCAGUGUCCCUGGACGUUUUCCGUGCGUAAGACGUUAGUAGGUUUACAACAAUAGGAGUGAGACGUCGCCGCGCGGCGAAGAUGCGCGCUUGCGCAUUUUUGGCGGGUGGAUGCCAGCCUCAAUUGAUCUCUCGAUCACGUAAUUAUUGCAGCGUUUCUCUUUCUCCGCACAUCUGUAACCCGAGACAUGACUGAACUACGUGUAGAGGCGAAACAUUCGACGACGGAUGGAGGCGCAUGGCUCCUCGUACUGAGCUCCGUGUUCUUAUGCAACCUCCUCAAAAUCCUCCUGCCCUCCUGCUCUUCCAUUAUAUCUAGGUUGCUACAAAAGGAUGCUGAGCAGGAAUCAGAAAUGCGAUCUGAAAUUCAGAACAUGAAGCAAGAACUUUCUACAAUUAGUAUGAUGGAUGAAUUUGCCAGAUAUGCUCGACUAGAAAGGAAAAUUAAUAAAAUGACUGAUAAGCUUAAGACUCAUGUGAAAACACGAACUGCUCAACUAGCCAAAAUAAAGUGGGUAAUAAAUAUUGUGUUCUACAUUUUGCAAGCUGCCUUAAUGAUCUCACUAAUUUGGAAAUAUUACUCUGAACCAGUUACUGUGCUCCCAAGCAAAUGGCUAGCCCCUUUAGAACGUUUAGUAGCUUUUCCGACAGGAGUGGCAGGUGGUGUUGGAAUUACAUGUUGGUUGGUGGUUUGCAACAAAGUUGUCGCUAUUAUGCUUCACCCAUUCAGCUGAAAAAGAAACAAGUCUCACUUUCAGCAAUUUUGAACUCCGUCGUUUUUUUCCCCCAGUAUGCUGCUAUGACAGGAGAUAAAUAUCAGUGUGAAAGACUACAAGGGUGCAGCUUUUAAGAUAAAAUAAUAAAACAAAUAUUUAAAAAUAUUGUCUUCACUUUUAUGGAAUGAACAGUAUUUGUGAAUGUGCAACUCCUUAAUUCUUGUUCACUUUAUAGGCUGAAUAUUCGAUUAUUUAAAUAUAACUUCUGUUACAAUCAACGAGUUGUGCUUGUUAUAAUACAGUAAUUUCCUUCCAUUGUUAGAUGAUGUGUAGGAUAUAUAUUGAAUAUGAAAUGUUAUUGUGCUUGACUUUAUAUUUUUUUAUUAAUAUUCUCAUCUGUUCUUCCUCUCAGAGCACAGUUUGCAAAAGAAAAAGAAAAAUAGUCAAAAUCAUUUCAGGAAAACAACAGUACUUAAAAAUAAUAAAUAUAAAAAUGAAAAACAUUUUGAAGAAUUUUUUCCACUUAGAAUAUAAAAGGCUUACUUCAAGAAUUUUAAGUUUAUAAUGUAUAUUCUUUGGUACAUUAUCUUAUCUGCACUUUUUUUCAUUUUGCAUUUUGCGCAU
This is a messenger RNA of Candoia aspera, 1394 nucleotides long. RefSeq names its product guided entry of tail-anchored proteins factor 1 (gene GET1). Lineage: Eukaryota; Metazoa; Chordata; Lepidosauria; Squamata; Candoiidae. The transcript has 5 exons. Gene Ontology annotation, molecular function: protein-membrane adaptor activity. Bases 243 to 788 code for a protein of 181 amino acids. Gene Ontology annotation, cellular component: GET complex. Gene Ontology annotation, biological process: tail-anchored membrane protein insertion into ER membrane. The record is from RefSeq and is a predicted model, not a curated record.